CUUCUGGGCGAGGAACUCUUGCUGGUUAUAGAGUACAUGGAUGGAGGUGUCCUGAGCGACAUCGUCAGCCAGACCUGCCUGUCUGAAGAUGAGAUGGCAGCCAUCAGUCGGGAGUGCCUGCAAGGACUGGAUUUUCUUCAUGCAAACGAUGUGAUCCAUCGAGACGUGAAGAGUGACAACAUCCUUCUCAGAACGGACGGUUCUGUCAAACUGGCUGAUUUUGGCCUCGCUACUCAGCUCAGCCCUGAGCAGAGCAGACGGUGCUCGGUAACCGGGACUCCUUGGUGGAUGGCGCCUGAAGUGGUGACAGGUCAACCAUAUGGCCCCAAAGUGGACAUAUGGUCUUUUGGAAUUGUGGGAAUUGAAAUGAUAGAACAAGAACCUCCUUACUUGGGCGAAAGUUCUGGCACGGCUACAUACCUGAUAGCCACAGUAGGGACUCCACAGCUGCGGCAGCCCAAGCUCCUCUCGGCUUUGCUGCGUGACUUCCUGAGCUGCUGCCUGCAGACAGACGAGGAGCAGCGCUGGUCUGCCAAGGAGCUCCUGCAGCAUCCAUUUGUAACUUCAGCCAAGCCACCAUUCAUCCUGGCACAAGUCAUCAACUCAGUGAAGAAGACGAAUAACCCUAACCCUAAACUCUAAACCUAAAACCUAACCCUAACCUUAAAUGCUAACCCAAACCCUAACCCUAUCCCUAUCUCUAUCCCUUACCCUUUCCCUUACCCUUUCUCUA
Molecule: messenger RNA, 733 nt
Organism: Melospiza melodia melodia
Lineage: Eukaryota; Metazoa; Chordata; Aves; Passeriformes; Passerellidae
Product: serine/threonine-protein kinase PAK 1-like
Exons: 5
Coding region: 37-642 (201 amino acids)
Biological process (GO): intracellular signal transduction; regulation of MAPK cascade; protein phosphorylation
Cellular component (GO): cytoplasm
Molecular function (GO): protein serine/threonine kinase activity; ATP binding
Source: RefSeq, a predicted model, not a curated record